Messenger RNA from Tribolium castaneum (red flour beetle), 586 nucleotides. RefSeq lists its product as hypothetical. The coding region runs from base 165 to 404 and encodes 79 amino acids. The transcript has 3 exons. The record is from RefSeq and is a predicted model, not a curated record. NCBI's taxonomy places the organism in Eukaryota, Metazoa, Arthropoda, Insecta, Coleoptera, Tenebrionidae.
UGUUGCGGUAAAAAUUAAUGAGAAAAUGAAUACGAACAAAAUUGUUUAGUGUGCUAUGCAUUUUACCACUUGUCAUGCACUUGUCAAAUGUCAGUGCAAUUUUGAGUUUAAUCAAAUUUGUGUUUUCAAUUUGAGAAGAAUUUCUGCAGAAUUUAGGUGAGGAAAUGUGGUACGAAAUAAUCCCCAGUUUCCUGAUAAUAACAGUGGCAGUGGCAGCCCCUCACUACCUCGCAGGACCUUUUAACUGGUUGCUUUGCGGUCAUUUUUACCGAAGAUCUAUGAUGGACAAACAUGAAGCAUUGCAAUAUUUACGCGACAGGAGGCUCUCCGAUCCUUACGAAAUUAUGGGUUUGGAAAAUAUUCCCGAUGAAGAAGAAACGGAAGAUAAAAAUUGUCAGCCGUGAUGCAAAUCGCUGUUGCUAUAUUUAGACGUUGCAGUAGGAAGGACGAAGUCUGCAUGAAGACACCAGUUAUGAAAGUUCACCUGCGGUGUGUAUGCCAGACAGAGACACACGACAAUCACAAAUAAUGGUCACGGACAAUCGAAAAAUGUCGUUGUACCAUUAGUGUUGCGUCACAAAAAUCA